Capsicum annuum is the source of this 842-nucleotide messenger RNA. RefSeq names its product mediator of RNA polymerase II transcription subunit 32-like. The record is from RefSeq and is a predicted model, not a curated record. Lineage: Eukaryota; Viridiplantae; Streptophyta; Magnoliopsida; Solanales; Solanaceae. Gene Ontology annotation, cellular component: mediator complex. Bases 307 to 648 code for a protein of 113 amino acids. The transcript has 2 exons. Gene Ontology annotation, biological process: leaf senescence; root development; regulation of DNA-templated transcription.
GUAUGAAUAAGGCUACGUAUAUCUUAAGAUUUUUGAAUUUGAUUUACGAGAUUACUCUGAACUUGUUAUUGUUGUUAUAUCUGUAACGUUCUUGAAUAUAAGAAAACGUUUACUUGUAUAAUUCUCUUAUAGCAUUCAUUUUCCCAAAUAACUGAUUGGAAAUUGGAGUUUAUCAAUUAAAGAGAGGGGAAUUCUGUUUGUUUUUCUGGAAUUCUUCAUUGGUGAAUGUAUAUUUUAGGGUUUAUACAUACACAAGGUGGCUAAUGAGAAUUUACGUGAUAUGAAAUUGGUUAAGAGAGGUAACAAAUGGAUGCCAUAGUGGACUCAAUGGAGAAGGCAUAUCAAGAAUUUGUAACAGCAGCAGCCAUUGUGUUAGAGAAAAGCGAAGCUAAUGGUGGCAAACAAGUAGAUGGUGUGGAUCCAUCUCUUGGAAGUUUCGUUCGACAUUUGCAAUUGUUCAAAGGUACUUGCGAUGAAGCACAAGAGUUUGUUGAGUAUUUGAAGAAUAGUUUAGAAUGUGGAAAAUUUCCAGAUAAUUUGUCUUAUUCUCCGGAACAGGUGUCAGAUAAUGAUCAUAGCAAUUCACCUAUUAAGGCCGACGAUGACAAAACGUCGAAGACAUGCAAGUACAUCAAAAACUUAGAAUAAGGUUGAAGAACGAGGAAAUAUUUUAGACAAAUUGUUACGAAGAGCUGUGGUCUUGAUCAUAAUGCGCAAAAUGGUUGAAGUUAAUUGAACAGUUUGCACCACUUUUGUUUUUUUUGAGAUUUUGUAAGUCAAUAAUGUUCAUAUGAUGUUUCUCAACAUUUGAGUUAGUUUAUUAUCCAUGGUUUUAUUUUAGC